Molecule: messenger RNA, 1872 nt
Organism: Saccharomyces mikatae IFO 1815
Lineage: Eukaryota; Fungi; Ascomycota; Saccharomycetes; Saccharomycetales; Saccharomycetaceae
Gene: TAH18
Product: NAPDH-dependent diflavin reductase
Exons: 1
Coding region: 1-1872 (623 amino acids)
Cellular component (GO): cytosol
Molecular function (GO): NADPH-hemoprotein reductase activity; flavin adenine dinucleotide binding; FMN binding
Source: RefSeq, a predicted model, not a curated record
AUGUCACCGAGUAAGAAGAUUGUCAUCCUCUAUGGAUCAGAGACAGGAAAUGCGCAUGACUUUGCUACCAUCUUAUCCCAUCGACUACAUCGCUUGCAUUUCCCUCAUACUUUUUGCUCUAUUGGUGAUUAUGACCCACGGGAUAUCUUGAAAUGCAAGUAUCUUUUCAUUAUAUGCUCCACGACUGGGCAAGGUGAACUACCAACAAACGUUAAUGCAUUGAAAUGUGAAAGAUCAGUCACAUUUUGGUCGUUUCUAAAAAAAAAGAAUCUGCCAUCGAACUUUUUAAAUCAUAUUCAAACUGCUAUGCUUGGACUCGGUGAUUCAUCUUACCCCAAGUUUAAUUAUGGUAUUAGAAAGCUACACCAGCGUAUUGUCACACAAUUGGGUGCUAAUGAAUUAUUUGAUAGAUUAGAGGCGGACGAUCAGGCUAUGGCUGGUAGCAACAAAGGUACUGGUCUCGGGGUUGAGUCAGUCUAUUUCGAAUAUGAAAAAAAAGUUUUGAACUUUCUUUUAAAGAAGUUUCCCAAUAGGAAGGUUAACGGCCAGGUAAUUCAACGGGAACAAUUAGACCCGCAGAUUUAUCUAGAGCCAUUAUCCUAUCUUCAAAUUUCAGACAGAAUUGCUAGAGAAGAUGCUAAUAAAAUUAAAAUUGAAUUCCAAGGGGAUAAGUCGGUGAAAAUUGGUAGAGUUAAUACAAAUAAGAGGAUCACAUCUGAUGAUCAUUUCCAAGAUGUCAGGCAGUUUAAAUUUAGUAACGUUGAAAAAAAUUCAGAAGACUAUGAACCCGGUGAUACAGCAGCUAUUUAUCCUUGCAACACAGAUGAGGAUGUUUCAAGGUUUUUAUCAAAUCAAAGCCAUUGGUUAGAAGUUGCGGAUAAACCGUUGAUUUUUACCAACGGAGUUCCAAAUGAUCUCAAGGAUGGUGGAUUAGCUAAGCCAAUGACGUUAAGGAACAUCUUAAAAUACCACUGUGAUUUUAUGAGCAUUCCUAGAACAAGUUUUUUCUUGAAGAUUUGGACUUUUGCAACGGAUGUUACGAAGAUGGAACGCGGCCAAGAACAAUUAGACGAUCAAAGAGAAAAAUUGCACCAGUUUGCUACUGAUGAAGAUAUGCAGGACUUAUACGACUAUUGUAAUAGACCCAGAAGAUCGAUUCUUGAAGUAUUGGAAGAUUUUCUUUCUAUAAAGCUGCCUUGGAAAUACGUGCUAGAUUACUUGCCUAUAAUCAAACCAAGGUAUUACUCUAUAUCUAGUGGCCCUGGGGAUCCUGACAUUGAACUAACAGUUGCGGUAGUAAAAUAUAAAACUAUCUUGAGGAAAAUUCGAAAAGGAAUAUGUACUAGUUACAUUGCAAGCUUGCAAGAGGGAGAACAGAUAAGGUACAAAUUACAAAAUAAUCAUAUAAUCAAGAAUGAUUUUUUGCAUAAACCAAUCAUUCUUGUUGGCCCAGGUGUUGGAUUAGCACCAUUACUAUCCGUGGUUAAAGCAGAUGUAUUCAAAGAUACCAGACUUUUUUUCGGCUGUAGGUAUAAGGAUAAAGAUUAUAUUUAUAAAGACAUACUUGAAGAUUGGGCCCGUGCAGGAAAAAUCGUCUUGUAUACAUCUUUUUCCAGAGAUACUGAGAAUUCACCAGGCGUUAAAUAUGUUCAGGACUACUUAUGGAAACUGGGCGAGGAAAUAACGGAUCUGGUGGUUAAUAAAGAAGCCGUUUUUUUCCUAUGUGGUUCAUCCGGUAAAAUGCCUAUUCAAGUCAGAUUAACAUUCAUUGAAAUGUUGAAAAAAUGGGGUAAUUUUAGUAAUGAGGAAACUGCCAAACGUUACCUGAAAGAAAUGGAAAAAUCUGAUAGAUAUAUUCAAGAGACCUGGUAG